UGAAGUGUCUGCUGAGGAGUCAAAGAAGCGGAACUGGGAGAUGUUUGAAAAACUGACAGAAAUUUCUCGAGAUGCGUUGCAAAAUUACUUCGAUAACAAAUUAUCUCCACGAGAUCUAGAAAAAGAUAUGGACGAUAUGAAGAAAGGUCCUUACAGAUUUGGGGAAGAACAGCUGAUGGUUCUAUUUCCAGGUGACGGAAGUUGUCCAACGUCUUCUACAUUCGACAUUACGAUAAUGUACAAGUUGCUGAGAAACUAUCAAGGAGAAGAUUGGCCUGGUUGGGGAAAGAAACCAGGGAUUGAAGAUAUAGAGGAAAUCAAUGAUGUGGAACGCAUCCGGUGCUACAGAAACAAGGUUAAUCAUGCAGUGUCAGAAACCAAGGUCCUUGAGAAGGAUAUAUUUGAAAAAUAUUGGUUAGACUUAACUCAGGCUAUUGAAAGACUUAGCAAUGGGAAGUAUAGAGCUGUUAUAGAACAACUAAAAUCACAUAUUUCAGCAUCAACUGAGAAAAUCCUGCAGCAAAAGAAAUGUGGGGAUGGCUGA
This is a messenger RNA of Saccostrea echinata, 544 nucleotides long. RefSeq lists its product as uncharacterized. The record is from RefSeq and is a predicted model, not a curated record. Lineage: Eukaryota; Metazoa; Mollusca; Bivalvia; Ostreida; Ostreidae. The coding region runs from base 41 to 544 and encodes 167 amino acids. The transcript is spliced from 3 exons.